UUGAUCAAUAUGCUUCACCCACGAGCGUGGUGCGCCGUGUAAAGGUUCCAACCAUCGAAUUUCGCUCGCAAACAUUAAUAAUAUGUUUCAAUAAAAAAGGCAGCGCUGAUAAGAUAAGGCUUCUGCUUUACAGGUAUUUGGGAUUCUAGCCAGUUAGUUGUUUGAAUGUAACGCGAUCGGACCGCGAAUAUCGACCGGCCAAAAUAUGAGUGCGAUUGAAUUAUACACGAAAGGAGCGAAAGUAUGGAUCCCACAUCCGGAAAAAGUAUGGGAAGGAGCCGAACUGGUCGAGGAUUACUCCCCGAAGAAAACAGCACUAGGCAUAAUAACGGAAUCCAACGAAACGAGGACUCUCACAAUAAAAAGCGAAAAGGACCUUCCGUUUUUGAAAAAUCCCCUCAUUUUACUCGGCGAAAACGACUUGACUUCUUUAUCCUAUUUACACGAACCGGCCGUUUUAAAUAAUCUCCAAUUCAGGUUUUGCCAGAAAAGCUACAUUUACACCUACUGCGGCAUCGUCUUGGUAGCUGUUAAUCCUUACACGGAUGUAUCCAUUUACGAUAUCGAUACAAUACAAACGUACCGGCGCAAAGGAAUCAGCGAGCUGGAUCCUCACAUAUUCGCGGUAGCUGAAGAGGCGUACAGGAAAUUGGAGCGCGAGCAAAAGGACCAGAGCAUCAUCGUUUCGGGCGAGAGCGGAGCCGGCAAAACGGUAUCGGCCAAAUACACGAUGAGGUAUUUCGCGACCGUCGGCGGUAAUGCAACCGAAACGGAUAUCGAGAAGAAGGUCUUGGCCAGCAGUCCCAUUAUGGAAGCAUUCGGUAACGCCAAAACGACCAGAAACGACAACAGUUCCAGAUUUGGAAAAUUCAUAGAGUUACAUUUCAACAAGCAAUUUCACAUUUGCGGCGCUUCGAUGAGGACGUAUUUACUGGAAAAAAGUAGAGUAGUAUUUCAAGCGCCCAACGAGCGGAAUUACCACAUAUUUUAUCAAAUAUGCGCGGCUAGGCAGAAAUUAAAACACCUGCAAUUAGAUCACCAGAACAAGUUCCAUUAUUUGAACCAAGGCGAGAGCCCUAACGUGAGCGGCGUCGACGAUGCCAAAGAAUUCGAAGAAACCUUGAGCGCCCUAAACCUGCUGGGCUUCUCCGACCAAGAACAAGACGAUUUACUCAAGAUCUUGGCCUCCAUACUCCACAUCGGCAACAUCGACUUCAAGGAAGGCAUGAUUAAAGUCGAAAAUGAACAGGACCAGCAAGGAUGUUUCAUCGAGCCCGACGAUUUGGGUCUAACGACGGCGGCGCGGCUCCUGGAAGUGGACGAGAACGAAUUGCGCCACUGGCUGUGCACGAGGAAAUUGGUGUCGAUGCGCGAGGUGUUCCUGAAGCCGAUGACAGUGGCGGCGGCCGUGCGGGCGCGGGACGCCCUCGUCAAGCACGUGUACUCGGAGCUCUUCAACUGGAUCGUCCUCAUCAUCAACAGAAUGCUGGAAUCUGAGGUGCCCCGACACCGGUUCGUCGGCGUGCUCGACAUCUACGGCUUCGAGACGUUCGACGUCAACUCGUUCGAGCAGUUCUGCAUCAACUACGCCAACGAGAAGCUGCAGCAGCAGUUCAAUUUGCACGUGUUCAAGCUGGAACAGGAGGAGUACAUCAAGGAGGGCAUCGAAUGGAAGAUGAUCGAGUUCUACGACAAUCAGCCUUGCAUCGAUUUAAUCGAGGCUAAAUUGGGUAUUUUGGAUUUGUUGGAUGAGGAGUGUAAGAUGCCCGGUGGUUCGGACUCUUCGUGGACGGAAAAACUCUACACGAAAUGUUCCAAGUAUUCGCAUUUCUCCAAAGCCCGCUUCGGCACUUCCUCGUUCGUAGUCAACCAUUUCGCGGAUAAGGUGCAGUACGAAAGCGAGAGUUUCCUCGAGAAAAACCGCGACACCGUCGUAGAGGAGCAAUUAAACGUGAUUAAAGGAACCAGGAAUCCAUUAGUGCGGGCGCUAUUCACACCCGAAAGCUUCGUCAAACCCGCUCCCAGGACCAAAUUGAAAGUCGUCUCCGCCAAAGCUCCCACCGUUGUGCAGAAGACCCACAAGCAAAGCGUUUGCUCACAGUUCCGAGACUCCCUGAACCUUCUCAUGACCACCUUAAACGCCACCACACCCCACUACGUCAGAUGCAUAAAGCCCAACGACGAAAAAAUCCCGUUCGACUUCAACCCGAAGCGAGCGGUGCAGCAGCUCAGAGCCUGCGGCGUGCUGGAAACCAUCCGGCUCUCGUCCGCCGGAUUUCCCAGCCGUUGGAACUACUCGGACUUCUUCAGCAGGUACCGCGUGCUGUGCAAGUCGCAGGAGAUCGACGCGACGCGGCUGAACGGCACCUGCGAAAUAAUCCUGCGGCGCUUCCUCAAGGACGGCUCCACGUACCAGUUCGGCAGGACGAAGAUCUUCUUCAAGCCGGGCCAGGUGGCCUACUUGGAGAAGCUGCGAAGCGACAGGCUGAUCGCUUGCGUGGUGUUGAUGCAGAAGACCGUGAGGAUGUUCAUUCAUCGAAAGCGGUACUUGAAAACGAAGAGAUCUUGCUUGUUGAUCCAGCGGUAUGGAAGAGGAGUGUUGGCUAGACGAUUGGCUAUGGAUAUAAGAAGGGAACGGGCGAGUAUCGUGAUUCAAAGGCACGUCCGCGGCUGGAUCAAGCGAGUGCAAUACGAGAGACUGAAAAAAUGCGUGCUGGGUAUACAGCGUUACGCGAGAGGCAAACUCGCCAGGAUAAAAUAUCUCCAAUUGAAAUACAACGCAGCCUCGAUUGUCAUACAAAAAUACGUUCGCGGUUGGUUGGCCAGGAGGGAAUACAAGAAGAUGAUAAGGCAUAUCGUCGUCUGUCAAUCGGCCAUACGAAGAUUCUUGGCGAGGAGGCAAUACAAGAAAUUGCGAAUCGAGGCCCGCUCGAUCGAGCACGUCAAGAAACUCAACAAAGGCUUGGAGAACAAAAUCAUCGAACUGCAACAGAAAAUCCAAGUGCUCAAUAAGACGAACGCGGAGCUCAAAGUUCAUCAGAACGAAGUCGUCGAAUUGAAGGCGAAAAUGCAAUCGUUCCGCUCAAUGGAAACCGAAAUAAAAACCCUAAAGAACCAAAACAACGAGUUGAGCCAAUUAGUGAAGAAAUUAGAAGACAACGUUAAAACCGAACGAGAGGAUAAAAUCGACCUAGUAAACGAGUACGACAGGUUCAAGAAAGAAACGGAGGAGGAGCGCGAAAAGUGGGCGGAAAACGCCGCCCGGCUGCGGCAAGAAGUCGAAAAUAUGAACGAAAUAGUGAAGACCAGCGAGGAGGGUUCCAAGGAGAACUUGAAAAACCGCCUGGAGGCCGAGAAACUGUUGAUUAUGAACGAGGCCAACACCGAACGGGAGCAGUACCAGAAGCUGCUCAGGGAGUACCAGACGUUAGAGCAGUAUUGCGACGAAUUGAAACUCCAAUUGUACGCCGACGGAAAACUGGCUUUGGACGAUCAACUGACCAUCGACGUGGGAGAAGACUUCGGUUACGGGUCCGUCAGAUCGAACGCGAGCAGCCGCUCGACCAAAGAACGACUGGACAACGUCGAUUGGAAAGUGGAAGCCGCCAGCGAAAGCCACACUCCCAGCACCGGCGAGUCGAACGCGCAGCACAACGAAAACGCCGCCGACGUCGGGCUGGUCCUCAAACUCCAACACAAACUGGCCGAGGUGGAGCGGCAGAAGGAGCGCAUGCAAAAGCGAUUGGACGAAUUGAACACGUCGCCGAAGGCGGAGAAGGCCAAAACCGAGGCGGAGAACUCGAUCAGAAUAUCCGAAUUGGAAAUACACAAUUCGCAGCUCAAAACGCAAUUGUACGAAUUACAAAAUAGCAUCAAAGAAGGAAAAGGCUCGAUAAAAUUGCACGAACAAUUGGCGACCGCUCAAAACGAACUAGAACGCAGAAGCGAGGAAAUCGUACACCUCAAAACCGUUCUGAAUUCCAGAUCGCACACAGGUGAAUACAUAAACGAAGACGGUGAACUCGCUCAAGCGUACGAAACGCAGAAGAACAUCAACAAGCUGCUCGAGCUCGAGCUGCAGGACGAGAAGGCCAAGUACAUGGCCUACGAGCGCGAUUUGAAAGCGGAAAUCGAGCGCUUGCAGGAGGACAUGGAGCGACAACAGCAGGUCCUCUCGGCGAACCUGCUGGGCUCCGGCCAGACGCAGAACGAGGCCUACAUGCAGCUGGAAAUCAAGAGGAUAACGCUGGAGAACGUCGAGUUGCGCGACAAACUCGACGCUCUCAACGAAACCGUUGGGAAGUUGAAGAAGAAAGAGAAGUUUUUGAUGGCCAGAUUGAAGAAGCUUGGCUUCGAUUUGGACGAGAAUUACAUGGACGAGGCCAGGAGGAAGGUCAACCAGAAAGUGGCUCUGGUGUUGCCCGAGAGGAAUCUAUCGAGCAUACCCAAACGGGAGAAGGAAUACUUGGGGAUGUUUUCAUUUAAUAAGGGCUGCGAAAACGCCAUUAUGAAGGAGCUUAUAAUCGAUCUGAAACCCCGUAUAGCGGUCGCUCUUUUGCCCGGCCUGCCUGCUUACAUCGUCUUCAUGUGCGUAAGGUACGCGGAUUACAGAAACGACGAGGACAUGAUCAAAACGCUCUUGGGCUCCUUUACUUAUACGUUCAAGAAAGUUACCAAAAAACGCAUAGCGGAUUUCGAAACCACCGCUCUUUGGCUCUCGAAUUUAGUCAGGCUAGUGAACACCAUGAAGCAGUACAGCGGCGACAAAGCGUUCCAAAUACAAAACACCCAGCGGCAGAACGAGCAGUGCCUGAAAAACUUCGACUUAUCCGAAUAUCGGCAACUGUUCGCCGACAACGCGCUUUGCAUAUACUCCGGGAUGAUCAAGAACUUCCAGGAGAAAAUCCAACCGUUGAUCGUGCCAGCGAUACUGGAGCACGAAGAGAUACAAGGAAUGAUCGGCGGCAAGCCUAGCGGCUUCAGGAACAGGCUGGGCAGCUCUUCCAGCGUGAGCAGCCCGACCGGUAGCCACAAACCUACCACGAUUCUCCUGCAGGAAUUGACGAAUCAUUAUAAGAUGUUGGGCUAUUACGGAGUGGAUCAGGAACUGAUAUCGCAAAUAUUCAACCAAAUGUACUACUUCAUUUGCGCCACCAGCUUGAACAACUUACUGCUGAGAAAGGAGCUCUGCCACUGGAACAAAGGCUGCCAAAUUCGGCACAACCUGUCCCAUUUCGAAAUGUGGACGAGAGAUAAAACUCUAGAUGAACGCGCUAUCCAAGAAACCCUCCAGCCGAUCAUCCAAGCGGCCCAUCUGCUGCAAGCCAGGAAAUACUCGGAGGAUGUGAACAGCAUAUGCGACAUGUGCAGCGCACUGACGCCCCUGCAGAUCUGCAAGAUACUGAACAUGUACACGCCCGUCGAGGAGUUCGAGCAACGGCUGCCCGCCAACUUCAUAAAGCAAGUGCAGCAGAAGCUGAACGAACGGCCUGAUACUAGUUCGCAGACUCUGCUUAUGGAUGUUAAAUAUACGUACACCGUGCGCUUCUCUUUCAAUCCGUCUCCUAUUUGCUUGGAGGACGUGGAAAUUCCAGACGUGAUAAAUUUACCGAUGCUGGAGAAGAUAUAAACUGGAGAUUUGUUAUUAAUUCGUAUCUUCUGGAACGAUUAGGUAUAUGUAUAUUGCUUCCAUAGAUGUAAAUGAAGAAUAGAAAGAAGCAAAAAGUAAGUGUCAAUAUCCUAAAAAGUUGGGGAAGUUCAAUGGUAGGAAUACUUAGACUGCUUUUGAGAAUCUUUAAGAAUACUAUUUACAUUAUUAUAUGGGUGUAUUGUUAAUGCACUAAAUGUUAAGGAAAGAUAUAAGAUGUGUUAUUGCUAAUUCAUGUUUUUCUUGGAAAUUUAUCAUUAUUUCCCCUUCUUAUAUUUCUAUAGACACCACAAAAGUUGAUAUUUUUAAAGUUUAAAAAGUAACGAGGCUUUGCAGCUAUUUGAUGGCGUGAAUUCACUUAUGAUGUGCUGUUUAUUAGGAUUAAAUUGAUGAAUAUUAAAGAACUGUUAUCAAUAUAAAUUGAAUAGAGUAUAUUUAUGAUAAAAAUUUUAUUUUGAAGAGGAUCAUAUAAAAAAGGACCAGUCGCAAAUAUGAUGUUAUUGUAGUUAUUUUUUACGUUCCAGAAAUUGUUUUUAACUUAUUUUGAAGGCAAUCAAAUAGAUACUUAUUUUUUUUAAUUUAUUCCGUCUUGAUUGUAUUUAUAAGUAUAUUGUAGAUAUUUCUGUAAAUAGUGUUAAUUAGUAGAAUAUAGUCCUUUAUUCUCGUUGAAAAUUGAUGAUAAUUUUAUCAGAGUUAAAUUUAUGAUAUAGUUUAUAUAGGUAUACAACUAUUUUGAAUGCAUCAUUUUUAUGCAUUAUAAUUUCACUUGAUACUUAAUGUUAUAUCCUAUAACGCAAUUAAAUGUCUAUUAAAAAAUUACGUUGGAAAUUCCGGGCAUAUUUUCAACAAUCUUCUUGAAAUAUUUUUAUGAACAAAAUUAAAUUCUUUUUUGUCUUCCCUAUCAAGCAAUUAUUCGUAGAUACUAAUUCGAGUCUGUAAUUGUUUUUUAAAUGAAAUAUAUCAGAUACCUACAUAAUAUUAUGUAGCUCGCUUUCCUCUAUCAAACAUUGAAUUAUUUUAGUAAAAAUGCUAAAUGAUUUCAGCAGCAUUUUACAUUUACCUACCCAAAAGAGGCUGUGACAGAGUGAAGCAAAUAUGUGCAUUAUGUAAUAUUCAUGUUAUUUAAUUGUUACCGAUGCGAGGUAUAUUAUAUUGUGAAGAUAUACAAUAGAAAAGUAUUAAAAUUGUAACUUUCUUGCUAGAAAAUUAUAUUGUACAAUAGAGUAGAAGUUAUGUGAAAAUUUCAUUGCGUUCCUAUUGGUAUUGUGAUAUUGUUUUUUUCUUAAAUUAUUUUGUACUUAGUUAAUAAUAAAAGUAAAAUUAUGUUGAGA
Phyllotreta striolata is the source of this 6978-nucleotide messenger RNA. The record is from the annotation of a GenBank genome assembly. NCBI's taxonomy places the organism in Eukaryota, Metazoa, Arthropoda, Insecta, Coleoptera, Chrysomelidae.